CAGUGGUUCGAGAUUAUUCAAGAUGGCGACCUCCUACAAGAAGACAUCCAUCAAAACAUAUCCACGUAUUACUGAAAAAGAAACCUCUGAUAACAUAUAUUGGAAACAAUUAGAGGUUCCAAUUACCAAGAAGGAAUAUGGUGCCAUCACAGACAUCGACUUCAGCCCCACGGAGCCUUACAACUACGCUGUCACCAACUCUACACGGGUACAAAUCUACAGCUCACAGACCAAUCAGAUCACUCGGACACUGAAUCGGUUCCGUGAAGUGGCACAUUGUGGAUCAUUUAGAGAUGAUGGUCGCCUCCUUGUUGCUGGUAGUGAUGAAGCCCAAGUUAAACUGUUCGACACGAGCAGUGGAUCUAUGCUCAGAGUUUUCAAGGGACACGAUGGCCCGGUGAAUGUCACCAGGUUCCUGCAAGAUCGGGUGAGAGUCAUGUCCGGCUCCAAUGACCGCUCAGUCCGAGUCUGGGACGUCCCAAGCGAGAAGCCACUGAUGAUUUAUGAUGAGCAUGAGGACUACGUGAGGUGCGGCGUAUCCAGCAUGGCCAGCACAGACAUCAUCCUCACAGGUUCUUAUGAUCACACUGUUCGGAUGUUUGACACUCGGGUGAAGGGAAGCGCCAUGACAGUCGACCAUGGGUACCCGGUAGAGAGCCUUGUCAUGUUCCCCCAUGGCAGCAUCUUCAUGUCAGCAGGUGGUAAUGUCAUCAAGGUGUGGGAUGCCCUGGCUGGAGGGAGGCUCCUGGCCACACUCACCAACCACCACAAGACAGUCACAGCACUCGCCUUCUGCAGCAAGUACCAGCGCCUCCUGUCUGCGUCUCUGGACAGGCAUGUGAAGAUUUAUGACGUGGCAUCAUAUCAAGUGGUCCACACACUCGACUACCCCGGCGCCAUCCUCAGCUUAGCAGUUGCACCUGAUGACAGCCUGCUGGUGGUUGGGAUGGCUGAUGGUCUUCUCUCUAUCAAAAAGAGGAAGAAAGAUGAAGGGGAAGUGUUGGUCAAGAAGAAGAAGAAAGCCUCAUUCCGCUACACACUGGCUGGGAAAACCCACAUGCCACACCAGGGCGACCUAGUGGUGGAACACAAGAGGAGGGAGCACCUGGCCAAGUAUGACGUCUACUUCAGGAAGUUCCAGUAUUCUAAAGCCCUGGACACAGCUUUCAAUCCAAAGCUGACGCUGUUUAACAGGCCGGAGAUCACAGUGAGCGUGAUCCAGGAGCUGAUCCGUCGUGGAGCGCUGCGUGCAGCACUGGCAGGUCGACCUCACUCCUACCUCAAGAUUAUCAUGAAGUUCAUCAGGAGACACAUCACAGACCAGAGGUUUGCCCACACACUCACGGAUGUCGCCAAUCUCCUCAUUGACUUGUACUCUGACCAGAUUGGUCAAGGGACGGAGCUGGACCACCAGCUGGAUCAGCUGAAGGAGGUGCUGGGCUACGAGAUGCUGUACAUGAAGGACCUGCUGGAGCUGAUGGGGGCCAUGGACACUCUGUUCUCGGCCGCCACACCCCUCGCUACUCCCAGCAACGACACAGCCACCACCCCCAACAUCGACCUCACACCAUCCACGUCAGCUCAGGCUGUUUGACCACAGCUCCAGUGACUGCAGUGUACAUAUGUAUAUAAUAAACCCAAGAAAUCACA
Haliotis rufescens (red abalone) is the source of this 1650-nucleotide messenger RNA. RefSeq names its product U3 small nucleolar RNA-associated protein 15 homolog. The record is from RefSeq and is a predicted model, not a curated record. Gene Ontology annotation, molecular function: protein binding. The transcript is spliced from 13 exons. NCBI's taxonomy places the organism in Eukaryota, Metazoa, Mollusca, Gastropoda, Lepetellida, Haliotidae. Bases 23 to 1594 code for a protein of 523 amino acids. Gene Ontology annotation, cellular component: nucleolus. Gene Ontology annotation, biological process: rRNA processing; positive regulation of transcription by RNA polymerase I.